Messenger RNA from Diuraphis noxia (Russian wheat aphid), 1270 nucleotides. RefSeq names its product mevalonate diphosphate decarboxylase (gene Mvd). Gene Ontology annotation, molecular function: diphosphomevalonate decarboxylase activity. NCBI's taxonomy places the organism in Eukaryota, Metazoa, Arthropoda, Insecta, Hemiptera, Aphididae. The record is from RefSeq and is a predicted model, not a curated record. Gene Ontology annotation, cellular component: cytosol. Gene Ontology annotation, biological process: isopentenyl diphosphate biosynthetic process, mevalonate pathway; isoprenoid biosynthetic process.
AUCGUCAUCGCUUUUCAUUCGUUCGAUUUGUCAUGGAUAAGGUCGUGACGUGUGUGGCACCCGUCAACAUAGCAACCAUUAAAUACUGGGGCAAAAGAGACGAACAUUUGAUAUUGCCUCUAAACGAUUCGGUCAGUCUGACUUUGGACUGCGAUCAAAUKCAUGCCAAAACAUCUGUUCUCGCAGGCCCGUUUAUAGAUGAAGACAGUGUUUGGUUAAAUGGGCAGAUUAUGUCCAUCGAAACAAAUGAACGCCUGAAAAAGUGCUUUGAUCUAAUAAGAAGUUUAAUCAAAAAACGUAAAGGUGAAAAUAGUCAAGAAGGAAAAUGGAAUAUAAGGGUCUGUUCUGAGAAUAAUUUUCCUACUGCCGCAGGUCUAGCUUCAUCAGCAGCUGGUUAUGCUUGUCUUGUUUAUACAUUGGCUAAUGCUUUUGGCUUGGUUGAUGAAGAUUUACCAUCUAUUGCAAGACAAGGUAGUGGAAGUGCAUGUAGAAGUAUUUAUGGAGGAUUUGUUCAUUGGAAGGCUGGUAUUGAUGACCUAGGUUCAGAUUCAACUGCAGUUCAAAUUGCUGCUGAUACACACUGGCCUGAAAUGAGAAUUAUUAUACUAGUGGUAAAUGAUUCUCAAAAAAAAACUAGCAGUACUGUGGGAAUGAAACAAACAGUAAAAACUAGUGAAUUGCUUAAAUACAGAGUUCAAAGUUGUGUACCUGGAAGAACAGAUGAAAUCAUUAAAGCCAUUACAGAUAAAAAUUUUGAAAAAUUUGCUGAGAUUACAAUGCGAGACAGUAAUCAAUUUCAUGCUGUUUGCUUGGAUACAUAUCCUCCUUGUGUUUAUUUAAAUCAAGUAUCACAUGAAAUAAUAUCUUUUAUUCAUGAUUAUAAUGAAGCUGUUGGUCAAAUUAAAGUUUCUUAUACAUUUGAUGCUGGUCCAAAUGCUUUUUUAUUUAUUCAACAAAAUGAUCUGAGUUUGUUCAUGUCGGAAUUGGUCAAUGUAUUCCCAUCAGAGCAACCCAAUUCUUCAUAUUUACGAGGAAUUAAAUCAACACUGCCUAAUAAAAUAAAACCAUACGGAUUUAAACCCAAAGAUAAAGAUCUUUUAAAGUAUAUCAUGGUCACUAAAUUAGGCAGUGGUCCAAAAUGUGUUGAUGACCAUUUAUUAAAUAAUGAUGGUACUCUGAAACUAAGCAAUUAAAUUUGCUAUUUAUCAAGACAUUUUAUAGUUAAUUUAUUGUUGUCUGUUUAAUGAAAUAUUUGUUUAAAAAAAAAAUU